GAGCUUAUAAAUGACAAGGUGACAGCUCGUCACGUCCUACACUCACUGACUGCCGCGGUGUGCGAGAGCGUUUGAUCCCGGACCCUCCGACGACUCUAUCAAACCGGUUCCAGCCAUGUACGCCUGCGCCAAGUUUGUCACUUCUCCUGCUGUGUUGCGUGGGGGGUCCAGAGUCCUCGCCCGGCCGGUCUCCGUCUCCCUCUUCAACAGACCUGAAGCCACACUGGAGCAGCAGGCUCUGUUGCCGGUCAGCCAGUCUGCGCUCGUGACCCGCUCCAUCCAGACCAGCGCCGUGUCCCGGGACAUCGACACCGCCGCCAAGUUCAUCGGCGCCGGUGCCGCCACGGUGGGCGUGGCCGGCUCGGGGGCCGGAAUCGGAACAGUGUUCGGCAGUCUCAUCAUCGGCUACGCCAGGAACCCCUCCCUGAAGCAGCAGCUCUUCUCCUACGCCAUCCUGGGCUUUGCCCUGUCCGAGGCCAUGGGUCUGUUCUGUCUGAUGGUGGCGUUCCUCAUCCUGUUCGCCAUGUAAACCUGGCAACACACACAACUCCACCUCCCCUCUCACCUUCCCUUCCUCCUUCCCUCCUUCCUUCCCUCCUCCCUUCCCUCCGGAGGGCGGAACAGGAACUCGGGACGAGCUGACGGGCCAUUCCAAUCAACGGAAAAGAGAAUACUAUUAUAAUAAACAAAAAAAAACAGAACACACCUGAAGCUGACAACAGAACCUUCAGUCCUACCUUUUUAUGUUCCUACGCGCUUAUUUUUGUUUUUCUGAAGUUUUAUGUAAGACCUCACUUCGGUUCAAUCUGUCUGAAAUAAAUGGUUGGGAUAACUAAAAACAGA
Myripristis murdjan (pinecone soldierfish) is the source of this 843-nucleotide messenger RNA. RefSeq names its product ATP synthase membrane subunit c locus 1 (gene atp5mc1). Gene Ontology annotation, molecular function: proton transmembrane transporter activity. The record is from RefSeq and is a predicted model, not a curated record. The transcript is spliced from 5 exons. Bases 116 to 529 code for a protein of 137 amino acids. Lineage: Eukaryota; Metazoa; Chordata; Actinopteri; Holocentriformes; Holocentridae. Gene Ontology annotation, biological process: proton motive force-driven ATP synthesis; proton transmembrane transport.